GACUCCUCUUCUGAGAAGAAAGCUACCGUAACACAGCAGACAAUGUCUUCAAGGUUAGACAGACUGCUAGUACUGCUUGACACAGGAUCCACUGCUGUAGUAAGGUCAGCAGCAGCUAAACAGCUGGGAGACAUCCAACAAUCCCACCCUCGUGAGCUGCAGAACCUUCUCCAGCGGGUUUAUGUGUAUCUGAAGUCUAAGACGUGGGAGAGUAGAGUUGCUGCUGGGGAGGCUAUCACAGCUAUUGUUCAGCAUGUUCCUCUGUGGGGCAACUGUAAAGUGGAAGAGGAACAGUGUGGAUACCUAACAUUCCAAACCUUCUCACUGGAAGAUGUCAUGAGGCAUGGUACCCCACUACUGGCUAGUGUCGGAACCGAGUUCGAUUCUCAUUUAGCGGACCAACCAGGACAGAAACAGCGGCUAUCUAAAGAGCUGGGCUUAACAGUGGGUAAUGUUCAGCUAUCAGAUGAUCUGUUUAAUGACGAGGAUCUGGUUCAAGCUCCUCCUCCUCCUCCUGCUAACAUCAAACCUGAGGACCUCAAGAGGAGUAUAAAUAGUUUACUGAACGGUGACGAGACCUUAUCGGCAAGGGAAAGAAAUAAAGCUAAACGUAAAGCUAAACAGUUAUCUCGUCAAAACAGCCUCAGUGGACCAAGGGAAGGUUUAAAACGUCAGAAGACAGCAGAGUGCCCUGGUUCCCCAACAGAUGGCUCCCUGGAAUGGAGCAGCCCGGACUCUACUGAAUGGCCCCUGGUUACUCUUGUUCAGUAUUUGUUAGACGAUGUUCUCAGUACGGAGUGGGAACUCAGACACGGAGCUGCUAUCGGGCUCAGGUCGAUAGUGAGGAAGCACAGAUACACUAAACACUGGCUAGUAGAUGUGGCACUCAGACUGGUUACUGUUCUUGCUCUGGAUAGGUUCGGGGACUACGUCUCUCACGAGGUAGUAGCACCAGUGCGAGAAACAACAGCCCAAGUGUUAGGUAUAAUAUCCUCCCACCUCCCUAUAGAGGACAUGUUGCUGCUACAAGGACUCUUCCUACAACUGCUGGGGAGUGGGGAGUGGCAGGCUCGACAUGGUGGGCUACUAGCUAUAAAGUACCUGCUAGCUGCUAGACAGGAUAUAACGCCACAGUUUCUAACGGCUCUGUUACCACAUGUUAUUAAGAGUGUUAGUGAUGAUGAUGACGAUGUGAGGGCGGUUGCGGCUGCUGCGCUUCUUCCUGUGGCUGCCAAUUUACCGGAGAAAGUUCCAGAAGAUCUGAUAUUCGCUCUAACUGACAAAUUGUGGACUUCCCUGGUUGUUCUGGAUGACCUCAGUGCCUCUACUAGCUCGAUUAUAACUUUACUUGCUGAACUUCUCAAACAUAAACACAUUUGCGAUUAUUACAAUUCCGGGAAAAGUGGAGAUAGUUUAGACCUGCUGGUCCCACGGUUGCGACCAUUUAUGUCACAUACCAUAAGAUCGGUACGAAGAGACAGCCUGCUAGCUCUGCAUGUCUUGUUACAAAUCAGAGGUUCCUGGGUCGAUAAGAUUGCCCCGCUCUUCGCUAGAGUUCUCUAUCAGCGGAUAUUUCUAGAGGCUGAGGAUUCUUUCCACCCCCUCCUAAUCAAGGUCUGGGACGAACUGUUCGCUGCCACAUCUGAAGAUUGUGGUAAGAAGAUCGUAACUGACCACCUUCCUCUUUGGUUCCACUUGCUUGGGGCUCCCCCUGGCCUUACUCUUGAUGCUAGUCUUUUCUUCAAGCCUCCCACAGUCGCAGCACUAAGUGUCCCAAUGGGUCCCCGAGAGUUUACUCUGAAAUGCAGCCUUGUUGAAGUGCUGGCUAGUGCCGCUCAAGUUACCGACUUUGCCUUAUUCACUCCGCUUAUCGCUGGCAUGUUGGACUCGGGCUGUGCUUCCCACAAAAAGGGUGCAUGCUUGGUGUUGCAGCAGUUAAUAGAACGGUGUAAAGUAAACAAAGAAUCUAUCCCUGAACUGACUUCAAAGGUCACCACCCUGCUGACCAGCCCCAUGACAUUUGAUGAGUUACUGGCAGUGAAUCAAAACCUACAGAUAGCAUGUAGGGGUCUCUUAUCAUCAGCUAAAGAUAAGCCAAGUGUGCAGCAGUUCACUGCCCUGCCUAACUUCUCAGUGGAAAAUGCUUUCGCUCUCGUACAAACAUGCAGACAAGCAGGUCACGUGAGCACAGAAGUUAGUGUGGUCGAGGCAGUUUCCCAGAGUUUCAGUACCUCAAGUAUCGUGCUCUCCACCAGAGUUUACAGUGCUCUAGCGGGGACCAUGGUACGGUUGGGGGUACUUCCUCCAAAACUGAAUCCUGUAAUUAAACCUAUCAUGGAUUCUAUUAAACGGGAGACUUCAGAAGAACUCCAGAUAUGUGCAGCACAUAACCUACUCCACCUCAUACUGCUCGUCAAGGACCGGUCACCCUGCCCUACAUCUAAAAUUAUCAAAAAUCUCAUAUCUGGAUUGUUAGAGGACAGAGUGUUAUACCCGAAUGUUGAGUCCAGUUCUAAUCCUUUUCUCUUUACUCAACUAAGCAACCACGCCGGUAACAUGACCCCUGCAGCAGGAGCAGGAUGCUGCACCCCCACUACCCCCUCUACCCCUCUCACUGCUCCUGGAGACAUCAUGAGCCAACUUGCUACCCUCACCAAGUUCGAGGGCAUGAUCAGCUAUGUUAGCCAUGCUUGCUCCAUUGGUAGUAAAUCGGGUAAAGGAAGGGGAUCCAAGAAAGAUCCUGUACCGGAACAAGAUCAGACGACCAACAUACAAGAGACUACGAGGAGGGGAUGUGGUAUUGCACUGUCUCACCUAGCUAGAGAACUGGGGGAAAGGUUGCUGGAUCUGUUAGACGUUCUCGGGAAGGAGGUGUUCAGUGUGUUAGAGGUGGAGCUGGAGGUAACGCAGGGGGAGGAGGUCCAGCUCAAAAACAAGGUGAUAACAGGAUUAUUUGUCUUGGAACGACUCUACUCCUCCCUGCACGUGACUCUACAGCAGAGACUGCUAAAGAGACUCGGCACUUUAUCUUCUCUCCUGGUUGACAGAUACACUGCAGUGAGACAUGCUGCUGCUAGAGUCCUUACAACCCUCGCCAAACACAAUACUGUGGAUGUAAUGAACCAUUUACUAAGUGAUACUAUCAGAGAACUGGACAGUUCUGAUAGUCACAAGCGUCAAGGCGUCACAGAGUGUAUUCAUUCCAUCGUCAAGAAAUUAGACCUGAAAGUUGUCCCCUAUGUCGUGCUGCUGGUAGUGCCCAUGUUACGGAGAAUGGGGGACUCUGCUCCUGACAUCAGGUCUCUUGCUACCCUCACCUUCGCUCAACUUGUUAAACUCAUGCCACUGGACGCAGCAAAGGGAGAGGUGAAGGGCUUGUUGGAGGAACUGGCAGUGGAGAAGGUCAAACAGAAGCAUUUCUUAGAGCAACUUAUGAAUCCAAGUCUGAUCAAGGAUUGUGAAGUUCCGAUAAAGAUAGAUGCCAAACUUCGUAAAUAUCAACAGGACGGAGUUAACUGGUUGUGGUUCCUGUGUCAGUUCGGACUUCACGGUAUCCUUUGUGAUGAUAUGGGGCUGGGGAAGACGCUUCAGACGUUGUGUAUUAUUGGAACUGCUCAUCACAACCGACUCAACUCUCAUCCGGAGGAGAAAGCACUACCUUCUCUAGUGGUAUGUCCCCCGACCCUGAUAGGGCACUGGUACUAUGAGACCCAGAAGUUUGUCUCCUCCACUGACCUGUCCCCUAUAAUGUACCACGGGACUGCUGCAGAACGGAUACUACUACAAGCUGUAGUCCGUUCUCGAAAACACGACCUAGUCAUCUGCUCGUACGACGUGCUCCGCAAUGAUUUCGAGUUCUUCUCAACCCUCAAGUGGAAUUACUGUGUUCUUGACGAGGGUCAUGUCAUAAAGAACAGUAAGACGAAAGUUUCUCAAGCUAUCAGAGGAAUGCAGGCAUUACACAGGCUGAUACUAUCUGGUACACCGAUACAGAACAAUGUUUUAGAGCUCUGGGGACUAUUCGACUGGCUUAUGCCUGGUUUCCUGGGCAGUGAGAGGCAGUUUAAUGAGACGUACAGUAAACCUAUAAACCUGUCACGUGAUGCAAAGUCCUCCACCAAGGAUCAGGAGGCUGGAGCCCUCGCUAUGGAAUCCUUACACAGACAGGUGUUGCCGUUCUUACUGAGACGGAUGAAAGAGGACGUGUUGCACGAUCUCCCUCCCAAGAUAAUACAGGACCACUACUGUACCCUCACUCCCCUACAGAAAGAACUAUACGAACAGUAUUCAGAGUCUGUUGAGUCCGCCGAUCUCAAGUCAGAGUCUGAGGUUCACGUCUUCCAGUCUUUGCAAUUCCUCAGAAAGAUAUGUAACCACCCCAUCUUGAUACUGCCCAAAACGCACGAGAAAUACCCCAAGUUGGAAGGUGCUGACAGUUAUACUUACAGUGGUAAACUCAUGGCUCUCCAUCAGCUCCUUCUCGACUGUGGCAUCGGUUCCCAAGUGGUGUCGCCCCACAGAGCGCUGGUGUUCUGUCAACUGAAGAGCAUGCUGGAUGUGGUAGAGAGGUUCCUCCUUAAAGCGCAGAUGCCUAAUGUAUCCUAUCUUAGAGUGGAUGGAUCGACCCCAGCAGCGGAGAGGGUACCUCUGGUCAACAAGUUCAAUUCGGACCCUUCCUACGAUCUGCUACUGCUCACCACUUCUGUGGGGGGUCUUGGUCUCAAUCUUACAGGAGCGGACACUGUGAUAUUUGUUGAACACGAUUGGAAUCCUAGUAAAGAUCUUCAAGCUAUGGAUCGAGCUCACAGAAUCGGACAGAAGAAAGUUGUUAACGUUUACAGGCUAAUUACCAAAGACACUCUCGAAGAGAAAAUAAUGGGACUUCAAAAGUUUAAAAUGAACAUUGCUAACUCAGUAAUAACAACAGAAAACUCUUCACUGCAACAAAUGGGUAACUCCGGAUUACUGGAUCUAUUCAAUGGUAAAGAUUCUGUCGAAAAGAAGAAUAAGAAGACUGAUCAGUCUAAGAAAGGUCUGGCGGGUGUGUUGGAUGACCUGGGUGAUCUCUGGGAAGAUGAUGAGUACGAGAGGGAGUACGAUAUCAGAAGUUUCCAGGAGUCCCUUCACGGGGAGAAGAAGGAAGAAAUCAGCUAAGGAAGAUUCUUAGUUUUAGCUGCUUCUUUUUUGAGAAGAUUUAUAAUUUUUAUUUUACUAUUUCUUCCUUUCUGUGAAGAUUUUUUAGUCC
This is a messenger RNA of Bolinopsis microptera, 5245 nucleotides long. RefSeq names its product TATA-binding protein-associated factor 172-like. The coding region runs from base 43 to 5154 and encodes 1703 amino acids. Lineage: Eukaryota; Metazoa; Ctenophora; Tentaculata; Lobata; Bolinopsidae. The transcript is spliced from 41 exons. Gene Ontology annotation, molecular function: ATP binding; TBP-class protein binding; DNA binding. The record is from RefSeq and is a predicted model, not a curated record.